CACAGUGACACAUUGACUGGGGGGGCUGAGCCGGAGAUGGUGCAGAGAGCGGCGGUGUCCCCAGUAUAAUGAAUCGUCUGCCCCCAGCUCCGGGCUUUCGGGGUCUGAUGCCGCACGUGCGACUCAUUAAGGAGGAUUUUUGUUCCCUCUCCUGAUCUGUUUUCAGUCACAGAGGAGAAUCAGGGUCUCCGCUUAGUAAAGGAAGCAUGGAUGUGGUCUGUGAUGGCAACACUGCUGCCGUUGGUCUAUGUGGGGUCGAGAAAUUGGGAGGCACAGAUGGACGUGUGACAGCACCACUACCUAAUGGAUCUGCGAAUCACAUUACAGAAGACCAGACCAGUGAGUCAAGUAUAAACUGUGAUGUAAGCACUAGGAUCAGUUUGACUGAGGAUGUCUCAGCCAAUGAGAGCUCCUGCCUGCUCAUUCAUCCAGAUGAGGAGUCCAGCCUCUCAGAGGAAACAGCAUUUCCACACCCUGAGGCUCCUGCUGACAGCGUUCCUACAUCCCAGCUCCCAAAUGGCCUGCCAGUCUGCACCCCACCGUCUGCGGUCCGACCCCCUGCGCCCCCAUUGCAGUUUUACGCACGCAAGCCAGACACGAGACGGCAUCACUCUGCCUCUGCAGCAAACAGCCCCAACUCCCUUAAAAGCUCAUCAAGAGCAGUGGCAAACGAACGCUGUGCUCAGUGCAUUCUAUCCUGCCUGUUCUGCGAGGUUCUGACGGCAUGCUCCUUGCUGGUGCAGUGCCUGAACUGCAGCCAGGCCUGCGAGCCCCUGCUCCAGUGCUGCUGCACCUGUGAAAGCGCCGAAUGCGGGCUAUGCGGGGUCGACACCUGCCUGGACUAUAGACAAUGCCUCGAGUCGCCCAGCGGCCUGGAGAUGUGCAUGGAGUGCUGCUCCAUCUGCUUCAGUGCGUAGAUCCACCCGUGCUGAGGUGGGGCCCUGGCACGGGGAGAUGAGGAGCCAGAUCUGAAACCUCACCUAAGGGUUUCAGGCCGAGGAAACAGAGCACAGAGAUGUCCUUGGGAAGAAGUGUGAACGUAAUGGCGUGUGAUGUAACAACAGAACACAUUUGCCCAGUGUGACUCCAGCCCAAAGCCACCUAGAUCCCAGGAGAUGCUUAACUGUGACUGACUGAAACACGCAAGAUUUCAGUCAUACACUCACAUUGUCAAAACUGCUGCACAGGAAUUGUGUUCAGUUGCAGCAAAGCAUAUACUUGUUAGGAUGCAUUUUAUUUGCAUUUAAUUUAAACUGGUACAUAAAUAAUGCAUGCCUAUCUGUGUAAUUUUGAAUCUCGACGGCUGUACUCAACUAAAGAACCAUUUAGCCAUGUAAUGAUUAAUUAAAAUACUAAAGGGACAUUGGAAGUUUUCGCGGUCAAAAGACCGACACCUUUCUAAUAUCAUCGCAGAUGCGCUGAAAAACGAAUUAAGCUCUUUGUGAAGUAAGUGAAGAUGCACGUUUAAAUAUAAAUUACAAACAAAAUAUUGUUUCACCCAUUUGUGUGUCAAGAAAUUAUUUUCCCGCUCGAUUUACAGAAUAUCCUUUUUAAGAUCAUUUUAUAAAGCUAUAUCUAGACCAUCUUGCUUUUUUGCUCUUCUUGUUUGCGAUAGGCAUUAAUUAAUUUAUGGCGAAUAACAAUGCGCCCGUGAAGCACCGAGGUGCUUAUCAGUCACGCAAAGAAACGUGUGAAUUCUGUUAAGUAUACACAUCGCUGAGCUAUAGUAAAAACGAUUACAGAGCGACGGCUGCAGACCAUUAAGAAUUCAUUAUUGAGUUUAUGUGGUAACACAUUACAUGUUUAAAAGAGUUGAUGGCCAAGUCAUCUCUGCUGGAUGCUGAUUGAAUGUGUCCUGGGGGCUUCUCCUGAGACAGUGUCAGGUGAAAAUGCAAACAGUCCUUCUCAGAUAUUUUCGACUUCUUUCAUAAAGAUGCAUUUAUAUUGUCGUUUUUGUAUAUUAAUAAGUACAAUCAAUGGCUACAAAGACGAUAUUGUGAUGUGUACGUAUCUUCUAAGCAUGAAAUUUUUGCAACAAAACGAUCCUUCUAAUUUAUCUCGGUGUCCAUAUUAUAGGGUGAAGUGCACCCCCUAGUGGACCACCACUGGAGGUUCUACAUGGUCCACCCUUAAAUGACUCACUAGCCAGAUCACAAUCAUUGGCUGUCAGCUCCUCCUGCCUGGUGAUCCGUACUCAUCAGAGGAACAGUGCUAAGAAAAUAAAGUCCCAUCCCUCGCGCCCAGGUCACUUCCAGCAUCUCCCUUCUUAGAGAAAGCUUAGAAUCAGAGCCUUGAACACAAGGACUAGCGGCCACUGGAACGGCUUCUCCCCCCAGGCUGCUGCCCCGCUAAAUAAGGGCCAAUCGGAAGCACGCUGGCACUUACGGAAGUAUUUCAUGUAUCAUUCCCCUAUGACUAAAUAAGCUCAUUUUCACAAACCGCAAAGCUGUCUGCACCCUACAGGGACAGAAAACCCUAAAGACCAUCUCGCCUCUAUGCCUGCUUGUCUUAUUAUUUGCACAUCUUAAUUUUUGUUUCUACCUCUAUUCUACUUUUAUUCUAUUUGUUUGUUUUUUGUACUUUUGUUUUGUAUGCUUAACUGUAUACUUCUUGCCAUCACCGGCACCAAAACAAAUUCCUUGUCCUUUUUGUACUUGGCAGAUAAAAGAUUCGGCUGUCGUGUUCUGUCGCUCGGGAAUUUCCUAGGAGCAACUAAGUCUCCAUUCUUACCUCUGAUCCCAUGAUUUCCUCACUUGUACAUCCCAGCUUUUCAUUAUAACCACAUUUCUGACUGGUAAACAGAAGCUGCACAUUACGCCUGCUGCUUAUGAAGAGAGAAUGUCCUUCAGCAUCAAUUCCCCUCAGCUCAGAAAGAGCAGAGACACAGAACACAAUGUGACCGAAUCGCAGUGGGGUGGAGGACAGAUCCCCCCUCCCCAUCCACCUGCGUGUAGCUGAGGGGGGGCUAAGAUGCAGCAGGCAGGUGCAAACUCACUCUGAAUACUUAUUUCUGUCAUCGCCAUGGCAACAGACAUCAUGCAUAAAACAUCACAAAUUGCUUCCAUCCAAAAGUACACUGGUUUUGGCUGAAACUUUCCACAAAUCUGUGCAUUUUCCAGUGAUGUUCAGAAACCACUUUAGUGGAGUUUAAUUAGAGAACUGAAGUGAGACAGGGCUGACAAGCUGACCGAUACGAGAGGCCAUAGCGUCUUUCAAAUGGAGCUCAGGGUUCAGCAACCUUGACUGAUCAAUGACUGUUGCCCCACUAGUAAAGAAUUGCUUCUAUUUCUCGCCACCUCGCUAACUGCCUGCGAUGGUGAGUCCUGCAUGUCUUGGCACAAGAGCGAUCCCUGACCAUUCAGUCACCCUAAUUAACAGGAAGACAUGGAACAACUCAAAAUGGCAGCAAGGUUGGGGUACAGAGGCAUGUGCAGAUAAAAGCUUAGUGACACUGGAUUUCUGUCCUUCGUUUGAAAACCAAUAACAAGGCUAUAGGAAUAAGAAUUAGAACCUUUAUUGCCACAGUACAGAGCAGCAAGU
Brienomyrus brachyistius is the source of this 3540-nucleotide messenger RNA. Its product is annotated as myoD family inhibitor-like. The transcript has 5 exons. The record is from RefSeq and is a predicted model, not a curated record. Lineage: Eukaryota; Metazoa; Chordata; Actinopteri; Osteoglossiformes; Mormyridae. Bases 207 to 917 code for a protein of 236 amino acids.